UUUGAGCUGAGCAGGGGCGGGGUCUCGGGACCGCCAGGGUAGAUUGUACAGCCAGCCUGUCCACCAGCCAGUCUGCAUUCUGCUGUCGCGUCUUUUACUCCAGUUGCAGAUCCUGCUACUCCCGUGGGCCCGGGCCCGGACUGCGUGCGACCGGACGAACGGACGCACGCAGUACAAGCUCGGGAGCUCUCCAGGGCCAAAUCCUCGCAGCCGGCAGGAUAGCGGGGUUUCGCUAGGGAACUGACUCCUCCUGCAGGGUUGGGAUGGAGCCAGACCCUUCUCCACCAAGUCCAUCCCACCUCCAUCCACAACAUGGACGGUCCCAGCUCAAUGCAGCUGCCUCUUCAGAGCCAGGUGAAGAGGCUAAAGAUCAGAGGCAGGGACCUCUGUCAGGAGAUGGCCCAUCCUCACCACCUUCAGCUACUGCUAAGCGUCCAACUAGCCAAGAGAGAGUGGUGAAAAAUGAGAUGAGGAAAGAAGAUAUUGAACUAUCCUUUGAAGAUGUUCUGGAAAAGGCCAAGGCAGGAGACCCUAAGGCACAGACAGAGGUGGGGAAACACUACUUGAAAUUAGCAGAUGAUGCUGAUGAAGAGCUCAACAACUGUAGUGCUGUUGACUGGCUAAUUCUUGCUGCGAAGCAAGGCCGGAGAGAGGCCGUCAAGCUGCUGCGUCGCUGCCUAGCAGACAGAAGAGGUAUCACUUCGGAAAAUGAGCAGGAAGUAAAAAAGUUGUCCUCAGAGACUGACUUAGAGAGGGCUGUGCGCAAAGCUGCAUUAGUCAUGUAUUGGAAACUCAACCCAAAGAAGAAAAAACAGGUGGCUGUUUCAGAGCUUCUAGAAAACGUUGGCCAAGUCAAUGAACAAGAUGGAGGAAAGCAGCCUGGCCCCAUUCCAAAAUCAAUCCAGAAGCAGAGGAGAAUGCUGGAGCGGCUAGUCAGCAGCGAAUCUAAGAACUACAUCGCCCUGGACGACUUUGUGGAGAUCACCAAGAAGUACGCCAAAGGCAUCAUCCCGAGCAGCCUCCUGCUGCAGGACGACGACGACGACGAAGAGCUGGCGGGGAAGAGCCCCGAGGACCUGCCCUUGCGCCUCAAGGUGGUGAAAUACCCGCUUCAUGCCAUCAUGGAAAUCAAAGAGUACCUGAUCGACAUGGCCUCUAAGGCGGGCAUGCACUGGCUCUCCACCAUCAUCCCAACCCACCACAUCAACGCCCUCAUCUUUUUCUUUAUCAUCAGCAACCUGACUAUCGACUUCUUUGCGUUCUUCAUCCCGUUAGUCAUCUUCUACCUGUCUUUCAUUUCCAUGGUGAUCUGUACGUUGAAGGUGUUCCAAGACAGUAAGGCCUGGGAGAACUUCCGGACACUCACGGACUUACUGCUGCACUUUGAACCCAACCUGGACGUCGAGCAGGCUGAGGUGAACUUCGGCUGGAACCACUUAGAGCCCUACAUCCACUUCCUCUUGUCCGUGUUCUUUGUCAUUUUCUCUUUCCCCAUAGCCAGCAAAGAGUGGAUCCCUUGCUCGGAGCUGGCCGUCAUCUCCAUCUUCUUCACCGUGACCAGUUACAUGAGCUUGAGCACCUCGGCAGAGCCGUACACGCGGCGGGCGCUGGUGGUCGAGGUCACGGCCGGCUUGCUCUCCGUCCUGCGGACUUUACCUGUCGACUGGCACUUCCUGAAGUUCCUGGGCCAGACGUUUUAUACCGUGCCCAUAGGUCACUUCAUCACACUGAAUGUGAGUGUCCCGUGUUUCCUGUUUAUGUACCUCUUUUACCUCUUCUUCAGGAUGGCACAGCUGAGGAAUUUCAAAGGCACUUACUGCUACUUGGUCCCGUACUUGGUAUGUUUCAUGUGGUGUGAGCUUUCUGUUGUCAUUCUGCUCGAGUCCUCCGGUCUUGGUCUUAUCCGAGCCUCCAUCGGCUAUUUUCUCUUCCUCUUUGCCCUCCCAAUUCUGGUCGUUGGCAUUGUCUUGAUGUGCAUCGUCCAGUUUUCUAGAUGGUUUGUCUCCCUGGAGCUCACCAAAAUCGUGGUCACCACGGUGUUGUGCAGCAUCCCCUUGCUCCUACGCUGGUGGACAAAAAACAACUUCUCUGUGGUGGAGAUGGUGAAGUCUUUGACCAAGAGCUCCAUCGUCAAGCUCAUCCUCGUGUGGAUCACAGCCAUCGUGCUCUUCUGCUGGUUCUAUGUGUACCGCUCAGAGGGCAUGAAAGUCUACAACUCCACUUUGACGUGGCCACAGUAUGGCUUCCUGUGUGGACCCCGCGCCUGGAAGGAAACUAACAUGGCACGCACCCAGAUUUUGUGCAGCCACCUGGAGGGACACAGGGUCACGUGGACUGGGCGGUUCAAGUACGUCCGAGUUACAGAUAUCGACAACAGUGCCGAGUCCGCCAUCAACAUGCUCCCAUUCUUCAUUGGAGACUGGAUGAGGUGCCUGUAUGGCGAAGCCUACCCCAGCUGCCUCCCUGGCAACAUCAGCACCGCAGAAGAAGAGCUCUGCCGGCUCAAAUAUCUCGCCAAACACGAGUGCCAUAUUAAAAAGUUUGAUAGGUACAAGUUUGAAAUAACGGUGGGCAUGCCCUACAGCAACAUUGGAAACAAGACCAUCGAGGAAGACGAUAUCACCAAAGACAUCGUCCUGAGGGCCAGCAGCGAGUUCAAAAGCGUCUUACUGAACCUGAGACAGGGAAGUGUUAUCGAGUUCAGCACGAUCCUCGAAGGGCGACUCGGCAGCAAGUGGCCGGUCUUUGAACUGAAGGCAAUCAGCUGUCUCAACUGCAUGGCCCAGCUUACUCCUGCAAAAAGACACGUGAAGAUCGAGCAUGACUGGAGGAGCACCGUGCAUGGGGCCAUUAAGUUUGCAUUUGAUUUCUUCUUCUCCCCCUUCUUAUCAGCAACUUGAUUGGGUGGCAGCUAUCCAGUGUGUGGGGGAGGGCAUUGAGUCUAACUAGAUGACACCUUUCCUAUUACCCUAGGUUCGACUUCUUCGCCAGGCUGGCUGUAACAUUACAUUUAGAAGUGUGUGUUAAUUUGGUGUGUCAAUUCUGUACCACAGGCACUUAUAUGGCCCCAAGUACUAAUGAACUUGGUGAAAAAAAUGCUAUUAACUUUUCCUAUUUACAAAUGAAGAUUAUUGUUGGAAAUUGCAUGCACACAGGCUUACCUAAAGCCCAAAAGUUUGUUGUGGUUCCUAUAUGACUUUGGAAUUUUAAAAAAUGCUCGAUAUUAAAAAGCACUUUAUAGGUAAUUCCCACCCCUCCCCCGCUGCUAUUUUCGUAUUCCUUUAGAUUUGUUGCUGUUAUUAUUUUACAAAUACGAGUGGUGUGUAAGUAAAGUUAUAUUGGUUUGUAUUUAUUCAGUUGUCACUCUAGUUUUAGCUCUCUUCUAAGUGUGAUGACACCUAGAACUAACUGAGCUCAGUGAGUUUUGACCUGAUCUCUGGGCUUAUUUAACAGGCUAGAAUUUUCAGAUGCAGUGGAACUCUGCUUUGGUUGAGAAUAUGUUCCAUGCCAGAUUUGAGUGUACAUACAAUGAAUUGUCUUGGACCAUUUCAGAAUCUUGUACAAAAUGACUACUGUGUGGAAAUGUGCCAAAUCUAAACCGUGUUAAUUUGUCAAACGCACCUCAGCGCUGGGCGCUGUGCCCCCAAUAGUCAUAAAAGCUUGGUGAUCUGUACAGCAGAAAAAUGGGGGUCAGAAGAGGCUCAAAUAAAGACAUCUGUGGUCAAAUCUA
This is a messenger RNA of Monodelphis domestica (gray short-tailed opossum), 3730 nucleotides long. It is a transcript of the gene WFS1, whose product is annotated as wolframin ER transmembrane glycoprotein. Lineage: Eukaryota; Metazoa; Chordata; Mammalia; Didelphimorphia; Didelphidae. Gene Ontology annotation, biological process: endoplasmic reticulum unfolded protein response; calcium ion homeostasis. Gene Ontology annotation, molecular function: protein binding. Gene Ontology annotation, cellular component: endoplasmic reticulum; endoplasmic reticulum membrane. The record is from RefSeq and is a predicted model, not a curated record.